UCCAUAUGUAGAUACGAACUUAUGUAUAUAUAGUUCUAUUUCUGAUAAAUCAGUUGAAGUUAAUUCAAAGAAAUUGCUCGAUCAAUCUCGAGCUUAUAAAUAAAAACACAUAAAUUCUCUUUCUUUUGGUAUUUUUGAUCUCUAUAUAUAUGCGUGCAUAUAGUGUAGGAUCGAACUGAAACCCUAAUUUAUUGAUUUUAGGAAGAAAUCGAUCAUUUGCAUCUGAUCGAGAAAGAAAGAGAGAGAGAGAAUCAAUGGCAGAUCAAGAGGAGGACGAUAUGCAGAUGGCGUUGAAGAUGAGUAUGCAGCACGAGCCACCGGAGCCGAAGAGGAGCAAACCGAGGGACAACGCUGCCGGACCUCAGGCGGAGGAGUCGCCGGAGGUGAAGAACCGGAGGUUGCAGCGGGAAUUGAUGGCUGCGGCAGCGGAGAAGCGGAUGAUGGCGGCGAAGAACGCUGCCACCGCGGUAGUCUCGGUUUCAAAGGUUGGGAAGAGUGUAAAGGAAGAAGAGGGUGGGAGUGCUUCUGGGGCGGAAUGUAAAAAGAAAGAAGUGAAUUUGGGGAAGGAGCUUUCACCGGCGGAGGCAAAUGAGUUGUUUUCCAUGGUUUUCGGUGGUGAAGUUACAAAGGACGUACUUGCCCAAUGGAGCAAUCAGGGAAUUAGGUUUAGUCCUGAUCCAGAAACAUCUAUGGGCUUGGUGCAGCAUGAAGGUGGACCAUGUGGGGUGCUAGCAGCCAUACAAGCAUUCGUUCUCAAAUACCUUCUCUUCUUUCCUGAGGAACUAAGUAAAGUUGCAUCAAACAUGCCAAUGGGUUCAAGAGUGUCUGAAAGUAGAUUUGUUGCUUUGGAUAUUUUUGCUUCUCUUGUUGAAGACAAAAAAUUAAGAGCCUUGGUGAAAAGUAUGGGUGAAAUAUUGUUUCUGUGUGGGAGUAAUAAAAGGGCUGUAAUUGCAUCUCUGAGUAUUCUAGACUGUGACAUCGAGGGCUCUGGAGACAGUUCAAAGGAUGAGAUCACUGCAAAAGCACUUGAAGGUCUUUCAAUUGAAUCAGGUUGUGAUUUGCAGAAAAUUUUAAGAGUUAAUACAUACACCUCACAGGCAAGCGCCUUUCAUAGGCUCAAAGCAAUGAUUCCUGUUUUCCAAAGCCGCAUGGGGGCAAUGCUCUUUCUAAUAUCAGCUUUGCUUUCUCGGGGACUGGUAAAGUUGCAAAACAAAACGGACUCUGUUCAAGCUGACAGGGAUGACCCCAGUCAACCUUUAGUCACUGCUCCAUUUGGGCAUGCCUCGCAGGAAAUUGUAAACCUACUGCUUUGUGGGCAGGCUGUUGCUAACGUGUUUGAUGGGAGUAUGGACUUAGGUGGUGGCAUGUUUGUGAAGGGCAUUUCGACAACUGUAGAAGUUGGAUUCCUCACUCUGUUGGAGUCCCUCAUCUUCUGUAAGGUUGGCCAGUUUCUGAAAUGCCCGAAGUGGCCCAUAUGGGUUGUUGGAAGUGAGUCUCAUUAUACAGUCCUGUUUGCACUUAAUACCAAAGUUCAAGAGGAAAAUGAACUUGAAGGAAGAGAAACACAGAUCCGGAGAGCUUUUGAUGCACAAGAUCAAAGUGGAGGAGGUGGAUUCAUUAGUGUGGAGGGCUUCAAUCAAGUCCUGAGGGAAACAAAUAUUAACCUUCCAGCUGAGAAGCUUGACCACCUUUGCAAUUCAGGCUUUAUUGUAUGGAGCGAGUUCUGGCAGGUUCUUUUGGAUUUAGACAAGAGUUCAGGAGGGUUAAAAGAUUCCACUGGAUUAAUGGGAAAGAAGUUCUUUGAUCUUUACCACUUCAAUGGGAUUGCAAAGUCAGUUUUGAAUGGCAGCCAGGCAACCUCUGGGGGUGAAACUCCAAUACAAAGACCUAGACUUACAACACUGAGGGUUUCAGUUCCCCCAAGGUGGACUCCUGAGGAAUUCAUGGCAGCAGUGCCCUCUGGUUCAGGUGGUAAUGACACUGCCGGGAAAGAUGCUGUUGUUGAAGUGUCUAAACCCGAGCCUCCUCAGCAUGCACCUUUGGUUGACUGCAUUAGAACGCGCUGGCCCCGUGCUCUUUGCAACUGGGAAGGGGAUGCACCUAGUAUAGUCUGAUCAUUUGCUAUUCAAUAACUCGAGUGCCUCAUUGUUGGAAAUAUAGAGAGAACAAAAUCCAGAGUGACGGAACAUGAUGCGGGCAGCAUUUGGCCAACUUCAGUUGAGGUUAUAACUUUCAGGGCAAAAACACAAUGUUAUUUGCUGCUUAUUCAGUCUGAGAUUCAUGCAACACCGUUUUGAACUGUGUAAUAUUGUAACUUCAACACUAUAGUUCGAUUAAAGUUUGUCAUUUCUGAGGUGGAGGGAAAGGAGACCGGUAAUUGUCAUCAUUCCCACAUUUAUUUGCUGCUUUCGAUUAGGAAUUUUUUUUUUCUAGUCAUGAGUAGGUCAAUAAGCAUCAGUCUGGUCUUGUUUUGUUGUUGUAACUGCAGAGGUCUUCCACCUAGUCUCUGGCUUUGAUUAGGCAAGUUUGUUCUAGGUUUUUCGAAGGUCUUGAAUAAGACAUCAAAUGUGUUCUUACAGUUAUAAUUGUUUUUUUAAUGCUGUCGUUCUGAUAACUUCCAUUAUGUAACUUCCUCACUAAAGAAAU
Messenger RNA from Ilex paraguariensis (yerba mate), 2646 nucleotides. Lineage: Eukaryota; Viridiplantae; Streptophyta; Magnoliopsida; Aquifoliales; Aquifoliaceae. The record is from the annotation of a GenBank genome assembly.